AUUCCCGUUCUCUGGACAAAGCGGACAGCACAAAACCAACGACCUUGCAAGUUAAAGAUAAAUAGAAAAAAUGGUUUUGGGAAUAUCGCUUUUGAUUUUGAGCGCGAUCACCGCUUCGACGGAUUCCUGGGUAAUCCUGGUUAACUCGGAGGUGUUUUUUAAAGGAAACAGCGUAACUUUGACCGGUUACGAAGAUGAGUGCAUCGACUUACCCACUAAUUUCGUCGCGAAAGCAAUCAAUACGAACGAGUUUUGCGUGAAGGCGUUCGACGGGCACGGCUGCACCGGGAAUUGGUUGUCCUUCUUCCCCAACACUUUUUACCACCACAACUUGACCAAAUUUCAACUUCGCUUCGUCUCCGUCAAAUCCUGCCAAACUGCAUUCUAGCACACACAAAAAAAAAACAACUCCUUCGUCUGCGCUUCAGCCGUCGCAUCACUUGCAUAAUCUGUAUGUGUUAAAAGAAAACGAGACAGAGAUAGAUAUUAA
Molecule: messenger RNA, 490 nt
Organism: Nicrophorus vespilloides
Lineage: Eukaryota; Metazoa; Arthropoda; Insecta; Coleoptera; Silphidae
Exons: 3
Coding region: 71-388 (105 amino acids)
Source: RefSeq, a predicted model, not a curated record